Bursaphelenchus xylophilus (pine wood nematode) is the source of this 1444-nucleotide messenger RNA. The record is from the annotation of a GenBank genome assembly. Lineage: Eukaryota; Metazoa; Nematoda; Chromadorea; Rhabditida; Aphelenchoididae.
AUGAAGUCCCUCAAUUCCAUCAAAAAGCCGCCAAAGGCAAAGAAAGUCAAGUCGGAGAGGGAAGAAGACGGUUCGGCUGGCUCAAGUAAACUGCCCGACACGCCGGACCACAUUCAGGACGGCCAACAUGGCUACAUGGUCAAGUUGAGACUGUUAAAUCCGAACUUGACGUGCGGUCUGUGCGAGGGUUACCUGAUAGAUGCGAUCACCAUCAUGGAUUGUCUUCAUUCGUUCUGCAAGAGCUGUUUAUUGAUGUAUUUUGAAGGUAAGGUGUUUUACAUUUGUUCUUCUUGAAUUUAGGAAGCUUUUCCUUGAAAAACUAGCGAGGAAUUUUGAGAAAUCGCGGAGGUUUUGAUCGAAAUAUUAUUCAUGGUUGAGCUUUAUUGGCUUGUCAAAUUUUUUGGUAUUUUUUGAUGUCUAAUGAAGUAGUUAGGUAGAAUAAGUUUCUCACAGCUUCUUUUUGAUGUUGUAUAUAUUUUCACCGCAAAAAAUGCGAUAAAUUUGAGGAAAUCGCUGAGUUUUACAUCAAAAUAUUAUCCAUGAUAUAUGUGCAAGUUCUUGGCCAAUUUCUUUUAUGUUAAGUGGGCUUAUUAGAUAAAAUAAGACUGCCAAUGCGUUUUUCUUGAGUUUAAGAACAUUUCCAGCAAAAAUAUUGCUAUAAAAUUUCAAGAAUUAUCCGAGUUUCGUCUAAAAAUAUUAUCCAUGGUGUAUUUUUGACAGUUUCAUCAAUCGUUUGUCUUUUUUGGCCUCAAUAUCUUUCAUUUUAGAUAAUAAAGACUGUCCAAAGUGUCACUUUGUAAUUCAUCAAUCCCAUCCCACUCAUUACGUCACGUACGAUCGGACAUUACAAGAAAUUGUCUAUAAACUAGUCCCAGGCCUUCUGGAAGCCGAACAAAAGCGAAGAAAGCUCUUCUACGAAGAACGAAAACGUCUGGGGAUCAUUGACGGUGAAGACGAGGAAGAGAGCGAUCAUGUGCUCAAAAAGGACGAACAGGGUAUGUUAUUCUUGACCUUCUUUGGUAUCUGAUGUUUAGAGUACGAAAAUGGAGUUGUGCCGCUAAAAAGCAAUGGAAUAUGUUGCGAAGAGGCCGAAACACAUCUGGCACAUAAUAGAGCAGGUGAUAAGGAUGCGGUUUGUCUCACACCGGCCGACGAUUCACCGAAAUUAAAGCAUAUUAUAAUAGCUUUAUCUCGUAGGUUAACGACCCAAAAUUUUGAUGUCCUAUUUUUCGCAGCGCUUGCCACAAUUACCUCGCUGAAACGGCUGAUCUCCUACUACCUCUACGACGGCGAUAUCUCACAUUACAACGAGUUCGACAUCUUCUGCAACGACGAAUUGAUGGGCCGCGAUUAUUCGGUCGUUUUCAUCCGUAAAACCCGCCUCAGGCAGUUGGAUCCGGACGAGCCGAUUCAUUUGGUGUACAAGAAACAUGUGGAAUUUUGA